Messenger RNA from Punica granatum (pomegranate), 1639 nucleotides. The record is from RefSeq and is a predicted model, not a curated record. Lineage: Eukaryota; Viridiplantae; Streptophyta; Magnoliopsida; Myrtales; Lythraceae.
UAUAAUUCGCUCUAAUGCAUGCCCUCUUAUGAAAUUGUUCCAUAGUCUCUCCAUGCGGUCGGCUACGGAGGAUAUUUUCGUAAAUUUAAGUCUUCACUCCACGGGGGGAAAUUAACCGUCACAUUCAUAGUUGGACAGAAUUCCGAACGUACGUAAGUUCCCAAUCCUCCAGUCCAAUCCAUUUCCGAGUCCGGAAAAGAGAUAGCAGACUAUGAUAGGAUCCACGAGCUGCCGUGGACUCUCUCUGAUCUUGGCUCUUGGUCUGGCAAUGCUCGUCGGGAUCUCGGCUAAUCUCCAUGAUGAUACCAUACUCCAAGUCACGGAAGAUCCCUUGUCGCUCUUCCGCAGCCGCAGGUUCUCGCCUGGCCAGACGGUCCUCGGCCUCCUCCGCAGCGGCGCUGCCGAGAGGCACUUCCGGGCCUUCGUAGAGGAGUACGGCAAGAGCUACUCAACCCAGCAGGAGUAUCUUCGCCGCCUGGAGAUCUUCGCCAGGAACCUGGUGAGGGCUGCCGAGCAUCAGGCAGCGGACCCGACAGCAGUCCACGGCGUAACGCAGUUCUCAGACUUGACGGAGGAUGAAUUCGAGCGGCUGUAUACUGGCGUCCGAGGCGGCACCUCAGGAGGAGGAAGAGGGGGACUUGAGGGAUUAGAGCAGGCCGGUGUGGCUGUGGAGGCUGGGGAUUUGCCGGAGGAUUUCGACUGGAGAGAGAAGGGAGCUGUUACAGAGGUCAAGAUGCAGGGUUCUUGUGGGGCAUGCUGGGCUUUCAGCACGACAGGAGCAGUUGAAGGAGCCAACUUCAUCUCGACCGGGAAGCUUCUAAACCUUAGCGAGCAGCAGCUAGUCGACUGCGAUAAUAUGUGUGACUUAUCGGACAAGAGCGCAUGCGACAACGGGUGCCACGGAGGUCUUAUGACAAACGCCUACAGGUACUUGAUUGAGGCAGGUGGGUUGGAGGAGGAAAGCGCUUACCCUUAUACCGGGAAGCGCGGAGAGUGCCAAUUCAAGCAAGAGAAUAUAGCUGUUAAGGUCGCAAAUUUCACCAACCUCCCCAUCGACGAGGUUCAGAUUGCUGCACACUUGGUCCGACACGGCCCCCUCACCGUGGGGCUAAAUGCAGUGUUCAUGCAAACCUACAUCGGUGGGGUCUCGUGCCCGUUCAUAUGCGGGAAGAGAUGGGUCAACCACGGGGUGCUGCUCGUGGGCUAUGGUUCGAAAGGGUUCUCCGUAUUGAGGCUCGGGAAGCAGCCCUACUGGGUCAUAAAGAACUCAUGGGGUAAGAGGUGGGGCGAGCAUGGUUAUUACCGGCUGUGCCGGGGACAUGGGAUGUGCGGGAUGAACACAAUGGUCUCUGCCGUCGUGACGCAGAUCUCAUAGUUCUUAUUGUUCAUUUUUCAAUGCUGCGGAUGGACCUCGUGAACUUAUCAAUAUGCAUGCUUAUUGAUUUCGAGGUUCAUCUUUUUGUAGCUAGCUAGGCAAUAUCAUAUUACAAUAGGAUAUAUGAUAGUUUCAAUUCAAUAAUUACGGAUUUGCUAAAGGCGUUGCUAUAUACACCGGUGAAUCUCGAUCGAUGCAGUGAUGUAUAAUUAGGGGGCCAUUUGAUUCAGAACGGAAUGAGACGACAAGGACCAGAUCGGGAAA